CGCUUCGGGGGCGCAGCCGCCACUUUCAUCCCGGCCACUCAGCAGCGGCUUUGGGGGGCCUCCAGCUCAGAGCGGCCGCCCCGCUCCCUCCGCUCACGAAGCCGGCAUGGUGCUCAAGGCCUUCUUCCCCACCUGCUGCGCCUCUGCUGACAGUGGCCUGCUGGUGGGCCGCUGGGUCCCCGAGCAGGGCUUCGCCGUGGUGCUGGCGGUGGUGCACUUCCCCUUCAUCCCGCUGCAGGUCAGGGAGCUCCUGGCCCGGGUGCAGCGGGCCAGCCAGGUGGGCCUGGCCGUGCUGGGCACCUGGUGCCACCGCCGGCGGGAGCCCGAGGAGAGCCUCGGCCGCUUCCUGGAGGGCCUGGGUGCCCUUUUCACCCACAAGCCCUGGCUCCAGCUGAGCCGGGAGCCAGACAGUCGGCGCUGGAACUGCAAGGUCUCCUCCCCUGGUGCUCCCUGCGGCGAGGACCAGGUCAUGCUCAUCUUCUACGACCAGCGCCAGGUGCUGCUGGCCCAGCUCCACCCACCAGCCACCCUGCCUGACCGCCGGGCCGGUGACGCCACAGCCACAGCCGCCGAGGGGGGCCUGGCUGCCGUCUUCCACACUGUGGCGCGAAGCGAGGCGCUCUUCCAAAGUGACCGGUUUGAUGAGGGCCCCGUGCGGCUUACCCACUGGCAGUCGGAGGGCGUGGAGGCCAGCAUCCUGGUGGAGCUGGCCAAGUGGGCCUCCGGGCCCGUGUGUCUGCUGCUGAGCAGCCUGCUGUCGCUCCUGUCCUGGCUCAGCACCUGGAGGCUGUGCCGCCUGUGCCCAUUGGCCUUCCUGUGCAGCAAGCUAUGUACCUGCCAGCAGCUCCGGCUCCGGCUGCAGCACCUUCAGCUGGUCUUCAGCACCCAGAAGGCUGAGGACCCUGCCCAGCUAAUGAGGAAGGCCAACACGCUGGUCUCUGUCCUCCUGGAUGUGGCCCUGGGCCUGGCACUGCUGUCCUGGCUCCACCGGGAGGACCGCAUUGGGCAGCUGGCUGAUGCCCUUGUGCCUGUGGCUGACCGCGUGGCCGAGGAGCUGCAGCAGCUGCUGGAGUGGCUGAUGGGUGCCCCUGCUGGGCUCAAGAUGAACCGGGCGCUGGACCAGGUGCUGGGCCGCUUCUUCCUCUACCACAUCCACCUGUGGAUCAGCUACAUCCACCUCAUGUCCCCCUUUGUGGAACGCAUCCUGUGGCAUGUGGGCCUGUCUGCUUGCCUGGGCCUGACAGUGGCCCUGUCCCUCCUGUCGGACAUCCUGGCCCUGCUCACCUUCCACAUCUACUGCUUCUACGUCUACGGAGCCCGGCUGUACUGCCUCAAAGUCUGCGGCCUGUCCUCCCUCUGGCGUCUGUUCCGGGGCAAGAAGUGGAAUGUCCUGCGCCAGCGGGUGGAUUCCUGCUCCUACGACUUGGACCAGCUGUUCAUCGGGACCCUGCUUUUCACCAUCCUGCUCUUCCUGCUGCCCACCACGGCCCUGUACUACCUAGUGUUCACGCUGCUCCGGCUUCUGGUGGUGGCUGUGCAGGGCCUGAUCCACUUGCUUGUGGACCUCGUCAACUCGCUGCCGCUAUACUCGCUCGGCCUGCGGCUCUGCCGGCCCUACAGGCUUGCGGCUGGUGUGAAGUUCCGGGUCCUGGAGCGUGAGAGUGACGGGCCCCUCCGACUCCUGAUGCAGAUAAACCCACUGCCCUACAGCCAUGUGGUCCACAACUUCCGCCUGCCCAGCUGUGGCUGCCACCCCCGGCAGUCCUGGAGUUCCUUGUGCCGCAAGCUCUUCUUUGGGGAGCUCAUCUACCCCUGGAGGCAGAGGGGGGACAAGCAGGACUGAGGGACCCUGGCCACCAGCACAGCCACCGUCAGGGUGACAGGCAGCCCCAUGUCUGGACCUCCCUAGGCUCUGCAUGUCUACAUCUCCCUGCCCCAGGUCGUUGGCGUGGCCAGGGGCCUUCACUGCUCCUCCUGUCAGUCGCCUCAGAGCUAUGUAGGCCCAGCAGUGGGCGACAACCCCUCCAAGCUGAACACAGCUAUGCUGGCCCGAGGGAGCUGCUGGAGGGACACCGCCCUACAUGUGGGUACCGUGCCCACCCAGCCUGUUCAGCCCCGGAGCAUCUUGGGACUUGUGUGGCCUGCAGGCAUGCUGGCCGAAUCUGAGUCAGGGGUGAGUCCAGGACCCAGAAAGGAAGCCUGAGGACACAGUGGCAUCACCUGCUCUUAGUCACAGGCUCUGCACGGGUGCUUCUCCCUGUCCCCUAGUGCUGUUUGCUGCUGGCUGCCAGAAUGGGCCAGCUCUGGCCUUUAUGUUGUGACAAUAAAGUGCCCCUUGUGGA
This is a messenger RNA of Erinaceus europaeus (western European hedgehog), 2342 nucleotides long. RefSeq names its product phosphatidylinositol glycan anchor biosynthesis class Q (gene PIGQ). Lineage: Eukaryota; Metazoa; Chordata; Mammalia; Eulipotyphla; Erinaceidae. The record is from RefSeq and is a predicted model, not a curated record. The transcript is spliced from 11 exons. Gene Ontology annotation, cellular component: membrane; endoplasmic reticulum. Bases 107 to 1843 code for a protein of 578 amino acids. Gene Ontology annotation, biological process: GPI anchor biosynthetic process.